GGAUCUCCUGUUGUCGUAUCAUUUAUCGGAGAGUGAAUCGUGCUUGGAAGAACGUUAACAUAAUAAUGAUCGUGAUUUUGGGAGCUUUGUUAGCUUUCGGUGUCAUAGUGACUUAUAUUGGACCGUACUGCAAAAAAUUAUGCACACAGCAUGAUAGGAAUAAAUCAACGGACAGCGAAUCAACUUUGGCACGUUUCAUAUUUAAAGAGGAAACUUUAAAUAGAAAUGCAUCUGAUAAUGAGAACAAACAUUUUAUCGAUUCGAACGAAGAUAAGAGGUCGAAACAGAUUGUGCAAGAGAGAGAACAGGAACAACAAAUCUUAAAAAUAAUAUUACCUCAUAAUCGAAACAGGAAGUGGUAUUGGUCACCUAAAUUGAAAAAUCAAUUAAACAUUGCUGAUUCUUGCUCGAAGAGAUAUCAAAUUCAUGAGAAUCCUAAAUCGAAUAGCUCUUCUGUCUCUCCCAACAACAAAUCUUCACAACAUUCUCCCAAUCAAGACAAUUCGAUCGGUGAAAAUUCCAAGAAAUCUGUUGUCGUAGAAAAAUUGAAGAAUUUCAAGAACACGCUGAUUUGUUCGAGAUCAGAGAAAGAUGCGCAAAACAUUCCUACGAGGGCUGGAAAUCAGCUCUCUCCACUCGCGUAUUCGACGAUGUUGAGGAAGACACGACUUGUCGACGCGUCCACGUCGACAAGAAUAAGCGCGAAUUCAAAAAAUCGUAACGAAGCUUGCCACGAAGAAAUCAGGGAAAAUUCGAAACAAUCGCCGAAAGCAAUCUGCGACAUAACGAUUAGAGAUAUAAGGAUGGACGAGUCGGAGGUAUUGGAUUUCAUCGAGUGCAAAGGAAUAUCGACGUCCGUUGUAACGACCAACGAGACCUCGAUUAUUUCCAUCGGGUUUCACCGUCAACAACCCAGCAACGAAGCGUCUCGUAGGGACACAUCCUUUUACGAAUGCCUCGGGAUGAAUUUCUUCAAAAGUUUUCGUCAAAGGUUCGAAGAUUCGUCCAUUUUUAAAUUCGAAUCGCGGAGAAGAUCGAUUCCUCAUAUUCAAAUCUCCGAUUAUUCAAGGAUGCAAAACGAUUUGGGGGACGAAUCCUCGAACAAAAUAUUUCCACGAACAAAUGUUUCGGAUCAAUUUCUUGAAAAGUUAAAAUAACGAUGAUAGAGAGACCAAUCGUUGUAAAUAGAUUAAACGUUUAAAAAAAAAAUCUCUUUAUUAUUUAAACUUUCUAAAUUAUCAGAUUAUAAAAACAGUUAUUUAAUUGAUACCAAUCAAUUGAAAGUUUAAAUAACGAGAGAUGUUAUUUUGACUUUUGAAAUCCUUGAAUAAUAAUAAGUUACGAUAUCUUUUUAGAAUUUUUAAGAAGACAUUUAGUCGAUAAAAUAAUUUAUUUCUCGUUCUGCGAAUCAGAAUAAGAAUCUCGGUUAAGAUUCUUAAUUCUGUUUUCAAUACUGAGAAUUAUUUUUUUUUAUCUCUAUACCUGUAAUAAUCUUUAAAUAUAUGAUUAUUAAUUUCUGUAUAAUCACAAGUUGAAUACCAGAAAUUAACGAAAAAGAAAAGACAUACACUGUUAUAUUUUUAUAUAUAUA
Messenger RNA from Apis cerana (Asiatic honeybee), 1591 nucleotides. RefSeq lists its product as uncharacterized. NCBI's taxonomy places the organism in Eukaryota, Metazoa, Arthropoda, Insecta, Hymenoptera, Apidae. The record is from RefSeq and is a predicted model, not a curated record.